CGGCUGCCGUCGGUCCCGCUGCCUCCCGGGGGGGCGUCCCGCCGGCGGGUCCCGGGGCAGAUCCCCCCAUGGGGAGCGCGGGGGCUGUCCCGCGGGCGCUGCGGGCCGUCACCGGGUGCGUGCUGGGCGCGCUGGUGCUGGGCACGCUGGUGGGCAACGCGCUGGUGUGCCUGGCCGUGCUGCGCUCCCCACACCUCCGCGCCAAGGUCACCAACUGGUUCGUGCUGUCGCUGGCCGUCUCAGACCUCUGCGUGGCCCUCCUGGUGAUGCCCUGGAAGGCGGUGACGGAGGUGGCCGGUGGCUCCUGGCUCUUCGGCAGCCGCUUUUGUGACACCUGGGUGGCCUUCGACAUCAUGUGCUCCACCGCCUCCAUCCUCCACCUCUGCAUCAUCAGCCUGGACCGGUACUGGGCCAUCGCCAGCCCCUUCCGCUACCAGCGCAGGAUGACGCGGCGCCUCGCCUGCUCCAUGAUAGCCCUGGCCUGGGCCCUCUCCAUCCUCAUCUCCUUCCUCCCAGUGCAGCUACGCUGGCACAAAGCCACGGAUGUGAGCUAUCCAGGCUCCUGGCUGCCCGGAACCCCCCGCUGCGACGUCAGCCUCAACCGCACCUACGCCGUCACCUCCUCCCUCGUCAGCUUCUACAUCCCCGUGGCCAUCAUGAUCAUCACCUACACCAGGAUCUACCGAAUCGCCCAGGCCCAGAUCCACCGCAUCUCCACCCUGGAGCGAGCAGGGGGCCAGUGGCCAUCUCAGGGCAAGGAGCCCACCUCCUCUUUGAGGAGCUCCCUGCGCAAGGAGACCAAGGUGCUGCAGACCCUCUCUAUCAUAAUGGGAGUCUUCGUGUGCUGCUGGCUGCCCUUCUUCCUGCUCAACUGCCUGCUGCCCUUCUGCCAGCCCAGGCUGGAGAGUGACCGUGAAGGACACUCACCCUGUGUCGGCCAAACCACCUUCAACAUCUUUGUGUGGUUUGGCUGGGCCAACUCCUCGGUGAACCCGGUGAUCUACGCUUUCAACGCAGAGUUCAGGCGGGCUUUCGGCAACCUGCUGGGCUGCCGGCGCUGCUGCUGCGGAGCCCCCCGAGCCGCCGUGGAGAGGGUCAACUUCAGCAACGAGCUGGUUUCCUACCACCGUGACACCACCUGCCAGAAGGAAGGGGCUGCCCCCUCCUCGGUGCCCCCCGCUGCCAUCACCGCCUGGGAGCAGCCCGGACACCUGCGGGGAGAGGACAGCGGCGAGGAGAUGCCCGUGGAGAAGAUACUGGUGGCUUCCCAGGCACAGGCUGACCCCGGCAGCAGCCCCAGGAGCCCACAGUUUCACAUCAUACACGUGCAUAGUUCUGGCCUUCAAGCUCUGUGUUUGCAUUUACUUCUGGGUUUAUUUCAAAGCCAUCUGUCUGGAUUUGCACCUCUGAAUCUGCGUUUAGGCUCUUCAAUAAAAAUGGCUCCAUUAUAACAUCGCUAUAUUUCGUGGAGUCAAAAGGCUGCUCAGAACUGUGGAAAAUCCAGUUGCUUUUAUGUCGCACCCCACACACAGUUCCAGGUGCUAAACUUUGCCAUCCAGGCCUAACGGUACCGGGCGAGGGUCUUCCUCAUCAUAAAACGUUAGAAAACGUGGUAUUCUUCCCAUCCUUCCACAAAGCUGGUCCUCAAAACAAGGAGUUACCAGUCCCCUCCCUGGACCCGUUUGGUGGCUGGUGGGUGGCAGAGGGGAGGAGCAGCAAAAGGCAGAGCAGAGGGACGGCAGGAGAGAAAACCCUGGGGGAA
Calidris pugnax (ruff) is the source of this 1762-nucleotide messenger RNA. Its product is annotated as D(1) dopamine receptor-like. The coding region runs from base 69 to 1451 and encodes 460 amino acids. Gene Ontology annotation, molecular function: G protein-coupled receptor activity. The transcript has 2 exons. Gene Ontology annotation, cellular component: membrane. The record is from RefSeq and is a predicted model, not a curated record. Gene Ontology annotation, biological process: adenylate cyclase-activating adrenergic receptor signaling pathway. Lineage: Eukaryota; Metazoa; Chordata; Aves; Charadriiformes; Scolopacidae.